UCCCUUCCCCAAACUCCUCUCAUUAUAAGCUUCUCCCAAAGUACACUCUCCACACACACACACACACACACACACACACACACACACACAGAGCGCGCGCCGUAUUUCCCACACCAAAACCCCACGCGCUCCCUCAUUCUCUUUCACCGCCACCAAAUAACCCUUCACCUCCCUCUCUCCGCCGCCGCCGCAUCCUGCGGCGUUACCGUACCAACUCCGAUUUAAUUACAAAGAAGAGUACUAGGAGGUGCUUCGUUGCAAAUGGCGGCCACCGCAACCCUCGACGUCGCCGACGGUCCAGUCAUGAGCCUUAUCAACAAGCGCCUCCGCGCCCUCCGCAAGAAACUGAACCGCAUAUUGGCCAUGGAAGAGUCCGUUUCUCAGGGCAAGCUACUCAACAAGGAGCAAGAGGAAGUUCUCCGCUCCAAGCCCUCCGUUCUCGCACUCAUCGACGAGUUCGAGAAGCUUCGCCAGCCUCUUUCAUCGGCUCUCGCUGAAGAGCUCGACAGCGCACUACAAAGCCGGCGCGAAACCCUAGCCGAAAACUCCGGCUCCACUGAGCAGCCGAACUCAAACGACGUGGUCGUGGAGGACCUUCUUAAUUUGAUUUACUUUGGCUCGCUCUUCGACGUGAAGAGCGACUUCGCCUCAACGAUGCUCACCAGGACGCACGAGCGGGGAUGCUGCUUGACCUAUGAUUAUGUUACGGACGACGCCACCGAUCUGCUCGGCGAGAAGGACUUGGAUUCGAUCUCCACGUUGCGCGGCUUGUUGAUUUCGCGGCCGGCCGAUUCGAGCUUCUCGCACAAGAACGCGCUGCAGCGGUGCGUUGAGCACGCGAAGCUGUGGCUUGCUAAGUCUGAACGACCUAUUGAGCCCAAUGCUGAUGUUACUUAUGCUGCCUUGAGAGAGAAGUUGAAUAAGAUUAUGUCUUCGGAUUACUUCACCACCACUCCUGAGAUGAAAGCUCCGGUUGAAGUUGCUGCGGCUGCUGCUAGCGGAAAUUACGUGCCCUUCCAUGUGCCCGUGCAUGGCUCUGUGGUUCCGGUUGAAGUGGAACGAACAGUUUUUCAGGCUCAGGAGAAGGAUGAAGGAACUACAAAUUUUCAAGAACAUGUAUCUGGUGAUGAUCAAUCUGAUCCUGAAGGAGAGCUUCAGAAGGAUGAAGUAGAAGCAGAAAUUCCAGUUGAGGAGGUGUCAGUUCAACAUGAACAGACCAACCCACAAGUGGAUUUAGAGCUUAAUCAACAAGAUGUAGAUGGAAAGGAGCAGCAGUCCUACCCGAGGAGGGGUUAUCAGAACCAUAGAGGUGGUCGUGGUGGAGUGAAUAGGAGGGGUUAUUCAAAUGGUCGUGGAGGUCGAGGUGGCGGCAGAGGAGCCUAUCAAAAUGGCCGCAAUCCAUAUUAUGAGCAGCCUGGAAAUUAUUAUCCAAGGAACUAUUAUAACAAUAGAGGAAGAGGCGGCAGAGGUGGUGGCUACUCUUACAACAACCAUGGUUCAGGUGGUCCUGUUAAUCAUGUUGCAGGUGAUGUAGGGGUGCAAUCAUGAUUAGUUAUGAGGUGUCCAUAAUGUUUAUUACUCUGUCACUAGUUGGUGGUGAACCUUUUUAUUCGCCUGGCAUGAAACAUGUUUUGAACAAUUUUGUUUGACACUCAAACAUCUAGACUCCACCAUUUUGUCGUCCAAUGGCUAGUGGACCUUUGUCGAAAUCUCACAGGAAGAGACUAUUUUCGAGCAUCUGAUGUUCUGGAAUGUUAGGCUAUCUGCGAUAUCUUCCAACCAGUUUGGACCAUUGUCGUUGCAUGCAGUGAGUAUGCGCUAUACAGUGGGACCUACGGUAAUGCACAGAUUUCUAAAGUAGUGCCUUAUUCGAAAAUUUCUAACUGCAUUCCAUUGAUGGUUUUUUUUUUUCAAUUCUCGAGCGAUCGCCUUUUAGCAUUUACCAAAGGACUGUCACGUGACAUUUUUGUUUCUACUUGCCAUGGAUUCAUUAGUGUGUUGAUAGAACCAAAGGAUAGAUUAUAUUUCGUUAAUGCGUGGUUUUAGAAUAAGAAAAAGUAGUCCCUUUAUUUGUGCUUUAUUGAGAAAGGGUAUUUUCUUAUGAAAAAUAUUUUUUUAAAACAAUUAUUGAAGCUAACAAAAAUAAAAAACUUCGUUAGCAAAUAUAUUUGUUAAGAAUUAAAAGUAAUUUUGGAAAAUAAAAAGGUUACAAUUUGUUUUGAAGAAUCGUUUCAUUUGUGGAAAGUCAGUCACGUGUGAUUGUGGCAAGUUUUAUUUGUAAUUAGAAGUGUUGUCACCUUAAAAGGGAUUAUGCAUUACUAAUUAUGGUAGAAUUUAUUGAUCUUAAUUGGGAAGGAGAAAAGUAAAAUUUAAUUUUAUAAUGUCAAUAUUAAGGAUUAUUUAUUAGUUACAUAACUUAUGUUACUAUUUAUAAAAUGGUCAUUUGACUUUAUAUUUUAAUUUUAAUAAUUUAGAUUUAGAUUAAUAGGAGAGAAAUAAAUAUAAAUAGAUUGUAUUAUGAAUGGUUAAAAUUGAAAUUGAAAAAAU
Messenger RNA from Abrus precatorius (Indian licorice), 2547 nucleotides. RefSeq lists its product as uncharacterized. The record is from RefSeq and is a predicted model, not a curated record. The coding region runs from base 262 to 1548 and encodes 428 amino acids. The transcript has 4 exons. NCBI's taxonomy places the organism in Eukaryota, Viridiplantae, Streptophyta, Magnoliopsida, Fabales, Fabaceae.